CGGCGCGAGGCGGGCCCCAGGCAUUGUCCAGCUCUGGCUGCGGCGGCCGGACUGCUGGAGCGGCGGCGGCGCGGGUUUUUAGUAGGCGUCGCGCGGCCGAGACUAUGCUGUCUUCAGACACACACCAGAAGAGUGCAUCGGACCCUAUUACAGCUGGUUGUGAGCCACCAUGUAGUUGCUGGGAAUUGAACUUAGGACCUUCCGAAGAGCAGCCAGUGCUCUUCACUGCUGAGCCAUCUCUCCAGCCCAACAGGCUGGAGGCAAAGCUGGAAAAGACAGUGGGAAGGCCAAGGCUAAGGCAGUGUCUCGCUCCCAGAGGGCUGGGCUUCAGGACGUCUAAGACACUCUUUUGUUGUGGAUAGCUGGGCUUGUAUUUUGAUGCUAAUUCCACUCCUCAGAGGGGCUGCAGGUGUUUGCCCUGCAUGUGUGUCUGUGCAGCAUGUGCAUACAGUGCCAGAGGAGAAGCCAGACAAGGGACUCAGAUAUCCUGGAACUGGAGUUACACAUAUGCCAUUUUCCUGUGGGUCGCAUCCACAGACACUUGAAGACUCGCACAACGAGCCAUGGACGUGUGGGCGCCACUGCUGCUGUGUACAGUGCUGCGAUUCUGGAGUACCUCACAGCUGAGGUGUUGGAGUUGGCAGGUAAUGCCUCUAAAGACCUCAAAGUAAAGCGCAUCACUCCACGUCACUUACAGCUCGCAAUCCGAGGUGAUGAAGAGUUGGAUUCACUUAUCAAGGCUACCAUCGCUGGGGGCGGUGUGAUCCCGCACAUCCACAAGUCUCUGAUCGGAAAGAAGGGGCAGCAGAAAACUGCUUAGGAUGUGAGUCCCUGACCUGCUCUCCUCCCUGUCAGUAACUGGGGCAGACGGUACCAGUGCAGUGUCUGGAAAAGCAUAGACAAUUGCUGUAGACAGGAUAAAAGACACAUUUGUAUGUUUUUAGACUCUCGAAGUUUGAUAAGUCCCUUUCCCUGUGGUCACAGUCAUGUCUUGAUUGACCAGGUUUCUCCCUUGUGUUUUAUACAAAAAUAGAAAUGAUAAAACAUUUUUUACAAAAGUAA
Molecule: messenger RNA, 1062 nt
Organism: Apodemus sylvaticus (European woodmouse)
Lineage: Eukaryota; Metazoa; Chordata; Mammalia; Rodentia; Muridae
Product: histone H2A.V
Exons: 8
Coding region: 440-820 (126 amino acids)
Cellular component (GO): nucleosome
Molecular function (GO): DNA binding; protein heterodimerization activity; structural constituent of chromatin
Source: RefSeq, a predicted model, not a curated record